AUGUCCUGUAAAAUGAACUCACCAACACAACUGACAUCAUACCCCCCUCACACCGGCACAAACAAAUUACGAAAAUAUCAGACCUUCUACGAGAAUCGACCUAACGGACUUGACUCUUUACCGAAUGGCUCUCGCGAAGAAGUCGAAGACGGUUUGAGAUAA
This is a messenger RNA of Paraglomus brasilianum, 162 nucleotides long. The record is from the annotation of a GenBank genome assembly. Lineage: Eukaryota; Fungi; Glomeromycota; Glomeromycetes; Paraglomerales; Paraglomeraceae.